Aspergillus neoniger CBS 115656 is the source of this 2916-nucleotide messenger RNA. RefSeq lists its product as uncharacterized. The transcript is spliced from 5 exons. The record is from RefSeq and is a predicted model, not a curated record. NCBI's taxonomy places the organism in Eukaryota, Fungi, Ascomycota, Eurotiomycetes, Eurotiales, Aspergillaceae. Bases 1 to 2916 code for a protein of 971 amino acids.
AUGGCUUCCAUUUUCGAAGCAGCGGAUGUUCCGGAACUUACCAAACUGGCACGCGACCUAUAUCUUACAUGCAAUUCUAUCUCCGGAGAUGCCCCUGACGGCUUCAAUCAGCUUGUGGCGAGCCUGGAAUCCCUGCAUAGCGUGUUUCAGACCCUGAAAGAUGAUGUCAGCUCCAGCAAGAUCGAGCUUUCAGAGUCAGAUGAGGAAUGCAAGCAUACCCUCCAUCGGUGCCUGAAUUCAUGCUCAGGGACCUUACAGCAGCUGAAGGAGGUGGUCGACAUGUACCGAAAUCUAGGGUUUGAGAACGGUAGACAGCUAUGGCAGUCCAUAGAUUGGAUGACACAGCAAGCAUUUAUUGACGAUCUUAAGUCUAAGAUCGUGACUCAUACAUGCCAUUUGGGCGUAUGUGUCGGCUCUCUCACAAAGCCUUCGUUAGAAAGAACCGAAAGCUCAGCGACAAAAGAUUCGGCAAAAGAUAUACCUCCCCCAACUCCUUCAUCUUGGCAGGCACAUGACGACGUCUCGCCUAUUUCGAUUUCAGUAUCUACGCCUCGCCAGCAGAAUGUCUUCAUCCUAGCGGAGCUAGAAGGAACACAACCAAGCAGGUCAAAUCCCGCCGCUCCACAACCCGCAUGUCCGCCAGAAGACCCCUCUCAUGUUUCAGCUUCCUCCGAAUCCAUUGUGUCGGGGCACUCAGACACGUCUAGUUUCACGGCUACUACGUACACCUCACCUACUAGUCCAGCUACUUCGACUUACAGCCCUUCGCAAUCAGUUGUACCAGAGGUCUUUUCGACGGAGAAAGAAGUGGUUUGGUCUCGUGGACCAGGAUCUGGAUUCUCAGCUGUCCAACAUCAAGGGCGAAUUCACCGGUCAACCUCAAUAAAACCAGGCGAGUCAACGCCGUGGGGUAGCCCUGGCCAUUCAGGAGCUGAUGCGAUACAAGAACUCCACCGACGGCAACUACGAGAGCAGCUGUUCCGAUCGCUGCGGUGUGAACCACGUGAUAAGAUGCAUCAGCCUGAUGCAGAACUUCUCGCAAGUUUUGAUCAUAUAGCCCACAAGGAAGAGCGGGCCCAGCAACUCACGGCGAGAUGCUGGCUGUUAGUUGCUGUGUGGUGGCUUCUGAAGCUGCUUUUGUGGGAUGAGAUCAGAAAAAUGAUCUCAGAUCUAUCAGACGGGCUCAAAGAAGACUUUGGGCAAUUUAGUGCCGUGGAUAUACCCGAUUACGCUGCGAUUCAUUCGCAAAACCUCGACUUCUGGGAACCUAUACAGCCCGAAGAGAUGAUUGGGAAGGAUGGCCAACCAGCUAAGCCAGGGAACUUCUGCUAUAUUACAGUAGAACUGGAGGAUGCUGGUGAAGAGGAUGAGCAAGUUCUUUUCCGCACUUUCGUGAAUGCAGGGAUCGGGGCUAAGAAGCUCCGUAUGCGAUCCAGAGGCGCUCCAUACAUGUUACUUUUGUCUACAAAGUAUGGUGAAAGCGAGCCCAAAAUUAGCCUCUGUAACCAAUACGGAACAUUUUGUCUACAACGAGACUUGGCACCAGGGGAUCUAGCUCAGCUGAUCCAGGUAUCAAAUGCAUCACUCACCAAUCUAUCCGUGCCAAAGCCAACAGAACCUCUGACCCUGAAAUUUGACGCUAUGACUUUGUCUAUUUCAUUUCAAUACAUGUCAGAUAUUAUGCAAGUGAUCAGCAUGCCCAAAGCAUACUUCGAUGCCGUCCAGAUACGGGAGCCACUUGAUUCCGACCAAUUCACAGAAAAGGUUGUUUUCAAAAGUCCGGCCGAAACAGUUGAGCAGUUGAGGAUGCCUAGCAUGGUGUCAACCAGUCCUCCCACAUUACACAGAUCCUGCGAAGUGCGCAUCUUGGAAAGGUCUUUUGGCGAGGCGUGGCGCUCUAUCCGGCGCAUGGUCAUCAGUUCUUCAAUAGCUGACAAGCCCGGGCAGGCUACCGAAUUUUUCAUGCCACUGAGUCAUGUACAAGUCAGCCGUACGACGGCUUCUGGGUUCAUCUUGCUGAAAUGGUCAGACACGGGCCAGGAAAGGUCCAGCAAAACAGACGGGAACUACCAUCCACUUUUCACUUACGUGUAUGACGGCAGCAAUCCAAACAUAGGCCUUGGUAUCCAGUUUCGCUCACAGGAGGCUGUGGAGGAACUGGAAAAGGCUGUUCUGGGUCUAAGCCAGAAGCCCGCCUUCACCUGGUCUCAGGCCAAAAGCUCAGGGCAGGUCUACGAGGUUGCUGACAUUGCGCCCGAUGAGAAACGCUACAAGGCGGUGAUGAUAUGUCGCACUCGUGCGGAAUGGAAGCAGUGCAGUCUACAUUAUCUCUUCAGGGAUAUGGACUACCUGUACGACCAUUCUAAUCUCCGUGUGAGAUUUCCCCGUGCAUUAUUCGCCACUUACAUAUCAUCACACGUUGACCAGCUAUAUCGGGCUGACGGUCGAGUGUUCUUCUCUCACUGCGAAAAAGAGUUCAAGGAUAUGACGUUGGAGUUUCACGAAGAGCAUGUGCUGAUGGCAUUCAUGUCCUCGCUUGCAUCAACAUACAAGCUGGUCUUCUCCAGGAGAGCCACAUCCCUCACGACUAAGGAAAAGCUGCUAGUCCUCGGUCCUAGAAAGUCAGUGAAAGGAGACUCACAAGUCCAGCUAUGGCGUGAUGGAAAUACCAUUCGCCUUGCUGCGCGUUGGAGCGACCGUAUAACGGACAGGUGGCUCACAAUGACCAUACCACCAUCUGAACCAUCCAGAGCCGGAAACCUGGUCAGCUUCCCCCCAAGCAGCUAUUCACGGGGGAUGGUCCUCAACAUGACAAAGAUAGCUUCGGGGGCAGCCAAGAAUCAGAAUAGAGAGCACAAAACAGGGCCAAUUACGAUCACCUUUCCCAAUCUAAAAGGUACGCCUUCCUUUGCAUAG